AUGUCUCACAUUAAAUAUCUUUUACUUGUUUCGAGGCAAGGAAAAGCCAGAUUGAUGCAAUGGUACACACCUUUCACACCUAAACAAAAGACUAAGAUAAUAAAUGAUUUGACACCAUUAAUUUUGGCUCGUAAACCAAAGAUGUGUAAUAUUUUGGAAUAUAGCGAUCACAAAGUGGUAUACAGACGAUAUGCAAGUCUAUAUUUCAUCUGUGGAAUAACGAAUGAUCAAGAUAACGAACUAUUGACAUUAGAGAUCAUCCACAGAUUUGUUGAAACCAUGGAUACAUACUUUGGUAAUGUAUGUGAACUGGACAUUAUAUUUCAUUUCGACAAAGCUUACGAUAUCUUGAAUGAAUUGAUAAUGUGCGAUGGUUCAAUGGCAGAAUCGAGCAAAAAGGAGAUAUUAAAUAAUGUACAUGCAAUGGACGCAAUAGUGAGUAAUGAUCAUUUAGAUAGAGUCCUGAGUUGA
Molecule: messenger RNA, 471 nt
Organism: Maudiozyma barnettii
Lineage: Eukaryota; Fungi; Ascomycota; Saccharomycetes; Saccharomycetales; Saccharomycetaceae
Gene: APS1
Product: Aps1p
Exons: 1
Coding region: 1-471 (156 amino acids)
Biological process (GO): vesicle-mediated transport; intracellular protein transport
Cellular component (GO): AP-1 adaptor complex; membrane coat; intracellular membrane-bounded organelle
Molecular function (GO): clathrin-cargo adaptor activity
Source: RefSeq, a predicted model, not a curated record